Molecule: messenger RNA, 771 nt
Organism: Aspergillus calidoustus
Lineage: Eukaryota; Fungi; Ascomycota; Eurotiomycetes; Eurotiales; Aspergillaceae
Source: the annotation of a GenBank genome assembly
AUGCUCACGCGCAAGUGUCAUCAAUGGUUAUACACCACGAAUCCAGAUCCAGCAGUCGCUUUCAGAGACUUGGAGCAUAUCGCCCCAUGGAAGGGCUCCUUACCCCAAGAGGUUCAAUGUCGAAGCUCCACUUUCACUUUACGAAAUGGAUUUCUAUCAUCUGUCCUCAGCUUAUCAUUCCAUACCUACGAAAUAUUGCUGCGGAGAAACUUCUUCCAGGAUCCCCGGAUCAUGGCAGCUGGAACCCCGGCUUUCGAGGCAGCCGUGGAGAUUGUCAGAAUCCUUGAAAAUCUCUUGUCCUCGCAGCUCUUGACCGCGGGCUCCCUACGAAUAUUACCCGGGACGUUUGCAGCGUUGUCCGUGCUCAUCACAAACAUGCGCGGCCCUGCGUCGGAUCCUAGUGGCAUUUCGGCGCACCGAGCUCGACUAUGCAUGCUUGUCCUAAGCAAACUUGUUGACUGUUGGCCGCCUCUCUUGCUAUACUACCCGCUCUUUGCACGAAUAUUGGCAGCCCGGGGCUGUCAUGUUCCUGAUGAAGGCAUAGUCUUCCCUACUCAGACUCAAUCCGGUGGAGCACAAGACGUUAUGGAGCCCUCAAAUCCCUUAGAAGCCGCGCCAACACAACUACCCUCAACAAGCGGUCUCUUAAUGAGCGAUCCUUUUCUCGGAGACGCUGAACUGUUUGGGAUGAGCUCUCUAUUUCCGUUCUCUGCAUUCCUCAACGAGGACUUUCUUGACAACGAGCUGAACCCAUCGCUACCGAUUGAAUAA